Lottia gigantea (owl limpet) is the source of this 309-nucleotide messenger RNA. RefSeq lists its product as hypothetical. Lineage: Eukaryota; Metazoa; Mollusca; Gastropoda; Lottiidae. The record is from RefSeq and is a predicted model, not a curated record. The transcript has 5 exons. Bases 1 to 309 code for a protein of 102 amino acids.
AUGAUUAAACAGUCUUUAGUGACUACAGGGUUGCACAAUAUAGCUAAUAGAGUGAAACGUCAAGCAUACAUUCCACCUACUGCUAGCAACUUAAAUAAUUCUCCAUUAAUUGCGUCUUCCUUUGAAGAUGUAAUCGAAACUCUAGGAGACGCCCAGGCUGCAAACUAUUCCGCAACAUUUCUGUAUAAAGAAGGAGAUGUGCUGAUCAAAAACUUAAUAAAAGAAAAGGAUUCAAAUAAUAAUGCUAGUUCGUCUACAUGCCAAGGGUUUUUGUUGUAUGUUAAUAAUAAACAUCUAGUCCGUCCAUAG